This is a messenger RNA of Cryptococcus wingfieldii CBS 7118, 483 nucleotides long. RefSeq lists its product as hypothetical. The record is from RefSeq and is a predicted model, not a curated record. The transcript has 3 exons. The coding region runs from base 1 to 483 and encodes 160 amino acids. Lineage: Eukaryota; Fungi; Basidiomycota; Tremellomycetes; Tremellales; Cryptococcaceae.
AUGGACUUUCCUACCCUCGUCAUCGAGGAUGUCGUCCGCAUGGAAGGAGAUGAAGAUGGUCAUGAUCUGAUCCCAGUCAACAAAGUAUGGGUCGAAAUCAUUGACAAGCUCAAUGGCCUCGCCGCCUCACGUGGAAAACGUCCACUCGCAGCACGACAUGCUCUGGUCGGAGAGGGUGUCAACAAAUACGGCGCCGUCUCUCGUUGGACCGCUCUCACCCACCCUGGACUCGUCACACCUAUGAUCAAAGACUUUGUCGAAAACACCACUACCUCUUCCCUGUUUACCAACACUGAGAGUCCCCUUGGCCGCUGUCAACCCCGCGAGCCCGAAUAUCCUCCCGACUUUGGCGACAUUCUGGAUAUUCUACAAGAGUCUUCCGCAGCAUCAAGCAGUCAGGCGGAGACCAAGACGUGGGCGGAUCUGGUCAGUGAGAUGCAGCAGGGUGAGGCGUCGGCGGUACAAGUGGAAGUCGAGGAAUAG